AUGCGCUUUGUUCCUGAUUUCACCGGGGCCUUAGGCCUGGCCCAUACUGCGCUGACUUCUCUCAACGUCACCCUAAGCCAGACUGGCAAUACUUUGAUCAAAGCUGUCGUUCAAAACGAUUGCCCAAACGAUAUAAGCUUCGUUUAUUACAACUUCUAUGGUGAUAGUGCCCCAGUCAAGGAAGUCUCUAUUUAUCGCAAUGGAACCCAAGUCGACUUCGAGGGAAUCCACCAAACCUACCGCUUGACCAAACUUACCUCUGACGCUGUGACCAACCUCGCUGCGGGUGCUAACUAUGAAGAUGAAUUCGACAUUGCCUCAAACAACGACCUCUCAGGGCGGCAGUUACCAUCUACUCUGAAGGAUACGUUAACCUCGUGA
Messenger RNA from Aspergillus chevalieri, 381 nucleotides. RefSeq lists its product as uncharacterized. Gene Ontology annotation, biological process: proteolysis. Bases 1 to 381 code for a protein of 126 amino acids. The record is from RefSeq and is a predicted model, not a curated record. Gene Ontology annotation, molecular function: metalloendopeptidase activity. The transcript is spliced from 2 exons. NCBI's taxonomy places the organism in Eukaryota, Fungi, Ascomycota, Eurotiomycetes, Eurotiales, Aspergillaceae.